Molecule: messenger RNA, 1855 nt
Organism: Leptinotarsa decemlineata (Colorado potato beetle)
Lineage: Eukaryota; Metazoa; Arthropoda; Insecta; Coleoptera; Chrysomelidae
Source: RefSeq, a predicted model, not a curated record
UAAGAUCUAUUUUCAAUAUCAAUUCAAUAAAUAGAAGUACAUUUUUACAAUUCCGAAGCAUGCUAGAUGACAUUUCCAAACAUCUGUCCUGUUUGGAAGGUAUGAAGCUUUCAAAAGAUACUUUAUUUGAUAUGACUAUUAUACAUGUAAUUUACAAUAAAUUAGACAAAAUAAGUCAAAAUAAGUGGAAAGAGCAUCACAUUAGUACAGAAUUACCUACUCUUGAUCAAUUUUUGGAGUUUCUCAAAGAACGACAGGAUAUCUUGCAAUCUCAGGAAGAACCUAACUUAUGUAAAAAUAAUGUCUCUCAUAAUAAAUCUAUUUCUACACGGUCCCAAGUGAAUGUUUCCAUGAAUCAAAUAAAAUGCAAUUUUUGUAAAAGAGGCCAUUCAAUUUAUACUUGUCAGGAUUUUCUAAAAUUACCAAUCAAUGAGAGAUGGAGCAAAGUUGUAGCAUUGAAGUUGUGUUCCAAUUGUCUGCGUAUUGGACAUUCGAAAGAUACAUGCAACAGUGGUAGCUGCCGCAGGUGCAGACGCAAGCAUAACACUCUUUUACAUAACGAUAUUCAACAAUUUAAUGAAAAUACUAACAAAAAUUCUGUUAAUCAUUUAAGCAGUUCUAAUUUAUCUGAUGAACAAAGUACUAGUUCACAAAACAAUUUUAUUCCAUCAGGGGUUGCAAAUACCAGUCAAAAUUAUUUAGUAACUAAUCCUGUUCCAAAUUCCACUGUAUUAUUGUCAACAGUUACCUUUAAAGUUAAGGAUAGUACUGGAAAAUUCCAUAAAUGCAGGGCACUUUUGGAUUCUGGUGCACAAUCCAAUUUAAUAACCAAAGAAUGUGUUCAAAGGUUGAACUUGCCAUUGACUACAGCCAAACUAUCAAUUAUAGGAAUAAAUCAAGUUGUUUCCAACUUAACACAGAAGGUUACACUUACAAUUUUCUCAAACAUUAAUAAUUCUCAAUUCGAUUUGUGUUGUUAUGUAACACCUUUCACUUGUUCCAUUCCUUCCGAGAAAAUAAACACUUUCUUCUCAAUUCCAGAAAACAUCUGUCUGUCUGACCCAGAAUUUUAUCUUUCACAAAAAAUAGAUAUGAUCAUAGGUUCCAGUCUGUUCUGGGAUCUACUCGUACAAGGCAAUAUUAAACUAGGAAAAAAUGGCCCAAUUUUACAAAACACUAAAUUGGGUUGGGUUGUCGCUGGCGCUACUAUUAACACAUCAAUGUUUUCUUCGUGCAACUUUUCAAAAGAUUUUGUGCCAGAAGACAAACAUCUAAGAAAGUUCUGGGAAAUAAAUGAGGUAAACGUACCUCUAAAUAUGUCAAAGGAUGACAUUCAGUGUGAAGAAUUGUUUUUAAAAACCACCACACGAGAUAAAAAAGGUCAAUUCAUUGUAAAAUUGCCUCUGAAACACUCAACUGAACAGUUAGGUGAUUCAAAGGAAACUGCCAUUAAUAGAUUUUUGGCAUUAGAAAAACGAUUUCAAACAAAUGUUGAGUUUUACAAUUUUUACAGGGAUUUUAUUCAUGAAUACUUGCAGUUAGGUCAUAUGACUAAGAUAGAAACACUUAACAGUUAUAACCACAAUUAUUAUUUACCUCAUCACGGUAUCUUAAAAGAAAGCAGUAUUACCACCAAAUUAAGAGUUGUAUUUGAUGGUUCCUGUCCAACCAGUUCUGGAUGGUCUUUAAAUGACUUACAGUAUGUAGGGCCAAAAGUACAAAACGAUAUUUUUGAUAUAUUAAUCAGAUUUCGACUGUACAAAUACGUUGUUUCUGCGGACGUCAGUAAAAUGUAUAGGCAAAUUUGGGUUCAUCCGGACCAUAGACCACUUCAGCUAAUUCUCUGGAGAGAUAC